AUGGUGUGGGUGAUUCCCUCUCUGAAUCCAGACACAUACGAUCGGAACGUCCUGCAGUUCGAGAAGACUCAACGCUAUGGGAUGAGGCGAAAGAACCAGCAUCCGGUUUGCUCCAAAUCCAUUCUUUAUAUGGAUAACGGCGUCGAUCUAAACCGGAACUUCCCCGUCUGCUUUGCGAUUGACAAGGAGGGCAGCAGUCCGGACGUCUGCAGCGAAAUCUACCGAGGACCGAAGCCCCUUUCAGAGCCCGAAACCCAGGCCAUCCCCGCCUUUCUUCGCCUUCUUCCCUUCCCGCCCACGUUGGCUCUGUCUCUCCACGCGUUCGGACGGUCUGUCCUUCAUCCCUUCUCGUGCCAAUCCCUCGCUUCCACGCUCAAUUCCACAAUGCUUCACUUGUUCAAACACGGCACUCGAUCGAUUCUUUCGAACAUUCCACACAAAUACACCACAGGACAGGCGUGGGAAAUCCCGGGUUUGUACUCGGUGAACGGUGACGCAGCGGAUUAUUUGUUCCAUGCUCACUCCAUUCUAUCGUUCAAUGUGGAGUUGCCGCCCGAUUAUCCGCCCAAAAACGAGUAUUUAUCGUUUUGGCCGCCUCGCCAAGACCACGUUCAAGAAGCAAACUUGCUUUUGUGGAACGCGUUGAAACUUUCAGGCUGUGAUCUUGUUAUCGAGAAUAAUCAGAAUCAACGAUAUGAGAAACCAAAAUCGAAAAUGAAUUUGAGAGAAGACGAAAAACACGAAAAUGAAAAUCGAAACAGACACGACAAUGCACUUGUUUUCAGAAUCACCGUAUUCAUUUCGCGCUUCGUUUUCACCAUAGAACGUGGGCUUUCGUGCCUGUUCGAAUCUUCUUCUUCGAUGGGGUUCCGAAUCGUUCCAAUGGAGUCUUCUCUCGCCUCUCGAUUCGAUCGAGCUUCCGUCUCCUCUUCAGUCCAAUCCUCGAUCCUUUUCGCUGGUUUCUGA
Blastocystis hominis is the source of this 966-nucleotide messenger RNA. RefSeq lists its product as hypothetical. NCBI's taxonomy places the organism in Eukaryota, Bigyra, Opalinata, Blastocystidae. The transcript has 3 exons. Gene Ontology annotation, biological process: proteolysis. Gene Ontology annotation, molecular function: metallocarboxypeptidase activity; zinc ion binding. Bases 1 to 966 code for a protein of 321 amino acids. The record is from RefSeq and is a predicted model, not a curated record.